ACAAAGAGUUGGAAAUUUAUCGAGCGUGCAACUGCAACAUAAUACGAUAGUCCCCACGGUGAAAGCUGAAAUCUUAUCACUAUAUUCUGAGAGGAUCGGUGAAGGCUAGUAUGAUGAACAGAAGAGGGAUGAAGCAUGAAGCCGGUUGGGACUUUGGGGAUGCUGAUGGCUGCAACACUGCUGCAAGUGUCCGUGCAGGGUCCUCACCAGCGCUUCCUGUUAAAGAAGCUGCUGAGGGAUUACAACCCGAUGGAGCGACCGGUGGCCAACGACUCCCAGACGCUCACAGUGCACUUCUCCUUCACUCUCAUGCAGGUGAUGGACGUGGAUGAAAAAAAUCAGAUACUGACCACAAAUGCUUGGUUACAAAUGCAGUGGUAUGACCAUUACCUAAAGUGGAACCAGUCGGAUUAUCCUGGAGUGAAGAACCUGCGUUUUACUCCUGACCAGAUCUGGACUCCUGACAUUCUGCUUUACAACAGUGCUCAUGAUAAAUUUGAUGCAACUUUUAAAACAAACGUCCUGGUCAAUUCGAGUGGCUUCUGUGAGUAUCUGCCUCCAGGGAUAUUCGUCAGCACCUGUAGCGUGGACGUGCGGUGGUUCCCGUUCGACAUCCAGCGUUGUGAGCUCAAGUUCGGCUCCUGGACUUUUGAUGGCUGGCUGCUGGAUAUUCAGAUGAAGGAGGCGGAUGUGUCAGGAUACAUGCCCAAUGGAGAGUGGGACUUAAUAGGGGUCCCAGGAGAUAGAAAUGAGCAGUUUUAUGACUGCUGUGCCGAGCCUUAUCCAGAUGUUACAUUUGUGGUGACUUUAAGAAGAAGGACUUUAUUUUACGCUCUGAACCUGCUCAUCCCCUGCGUCCUUCUCUCCUCCAUGACGCUGGUGGUGUUUCUGCUUCCUGCUAAUUCUGGAGAGAAGAUUAGCCUGGGUAUCACGGUUCUCCUCUCCCUCACUGUCUUCAUGCUGAUGGUUGCAGAGAUAAUGCCGGCCACGUCUGACUCUGUACCACUCAUAGGUCAGUACUUCGCCAGCACCAUGGUGAUCGUGGGCAUGUCUGUUGUAGCUACAGUCAUUGUACUUCAGUUCCACCACCACAAUCCCAACAAUGGACCCAUGCCGCGCUUGCUGCACCUGGUCCUGCUCCAGUGGGUUCCCUGGUUCUUGCGCAUGAAGCGUCCGGGGGAGAACGCUGACCCCUCUCUGCCCCACAGCUCUGGGGAUGUGCAGAGUAAAAGUCUGGCCUCUCCAACCACCACCACCACAACCACCAUCCCCACCCCUGUGCCUUCAGUGCUGCCUCAGAGUCUCACCUCGUUACAGGCAAGUCUGGCCCAACUGAACCACCCCCUGCCUGUAGCCCACCGCCCCAGCACUCAGCCAGUCGUCCUCCCAAACCACAACAGCAACCGCGACUCCAUGCCCAACGGCCACCUCCCCUACAUGGGCUUCCAGUCUUUUCAGAAUGCCAGCGAGAUAGAACCAGUGCAGAGGAAUAGAACCACCAGCCACGGGAGGCCACACUGUGGCUUUGGACCUGGAGACAGUGAAGGAGCAGUGGGAGGAGGGGGAGGAGCUACAGGAGACACGCCCACACGUAACAAACUAAACUCUCCCCAUGAAACGCCUUUGACUGUCGACCCCGAGCCCCCCGCUGGGUCAUCUAUGGAGGCGGGUGGACUAGAGGCAGGGGGUGGAGGUGGAGGGGGGAGGGCGAGUCAGAGCACGAGUGUAGCUACCUCCCGUUCUGGGGCAGUGGACAACCAGCUGAGGGCGCUUUUGGGAGAGGUGCAGUACCUGGUGGAGAGGGUCCGGGAGCAGGACAGACAGAUGAGUCUGGUGGAGCAGUGGCAGUUUGCGGCGGCUGUGGUGGACCGGCUCUGCCUGGUUGGGUUCAGUGUUUUUAACAUUAUUUGUACGAUAGCGAUUCUCAUGGCCGCGCCCAACUUUGGAGAGGCGCUGUCCAAAGACUUCCUCUGAAAGACACUGAGAGAGUCGGGGACAA
Messenger RNA from Periophthalmus magnuspinnatus, 1999 nucleotides. RefSeq names its product neuronal acetylcholine receptor subunit alpha-7-like. Gene Ontology annotation, biological process: nervous system process; regulation of membrane potential; signal transduction. The record is from RefSeq and is a predicted model, not a curated record. NCBI's taxonomy places the organism in Eukaryota, Metazoa, Chordata, Actinopteri, Gobiiformes, Gobiidae. The transcript has 12 exons. Gene Ontology annotation, molecular function: transmembrane signaling receptor activity; acetylcholine-gated monoatomic cation-selective channel activity. Gene Ontology annotation, cellular component: neuron projection; synapse; postsynaptic membrane. The coding region runs from base 136 to 1974 and encodes 612 amino acids.